AUAUUAAUUAAAAAAAUUAAUGAAAUUUUGUGUUCUCUAAAUAUUUCUAAAACAAAAAUGGAGUUUGUGGCAUGAAUGGGCUUAAUUUCCUGAAGCCCAUUUCCAACCCUUUUUAAAUUCCCAACAAAACCGCCAAAAUUACUAAUUUACUAAACGGAAGCCGAGCAGAUUAUCUUCCUCCCAUGGAUGACAACUUUACACGGUGGUCCGAUCUCCCUGCUGAACUUUGGACCGCCAUUGGAAGACACCUUCAUUCCUACAUCGACGUUCUCCGAUGUCGCGCUGUUUGCCGAUCACUACGUGCUUCUUUCCCUCCUUUCAACGCCGUUUCUCCUCUUCUACCUCUCCACCUCCCUUCUCUUCCCAACCACCUCGACGUCGAUCAUCCAGUCAAACACAUUUUUCUCGCUCGAAAGAUUGUUUAUCGCUUCGGUCCUCUUGAUCAUCAUUUUUCUGCAGCAGAGGGGGCGAAGAUUUGGUUUGCGAUGGCCGACAGUGCAAAGGAAGGUAUAUUGCGAUUUCUGCGUCCGUUAUACCUCUCUAAUUUUAAAUUCACUUUUGAAGCUCUUCCACAUGAAAUCAAUUCACUGGAAUUUCGUAUUCGUGAAUUGGCUAAAUUGUAUAUGCUUGUAAAUACGGAAGGUGUUUGUGUUUCUGAAAUUAGAAAGGUCGUAAUGUUCCCUGAUUCUCCCUGGAUCGAUACGAAGAAUUGCAUCGUUUUUGCUAUUUUUGUAGAUGGAAAAUUGGGGUUCACGAAACUUACGGAUGAGAAAUGGACGAUGAUUGAGAAACAUAAUUUUGCCCGCGGUGAUGUGAUUGUAUACAGGGGAAAGUUCUAUGCAGUUGAUAGAAGAGGAGAAGUUUUCUCGGUUGAUUCAUCGUCGAUGGAAUUAUCACAAAUUUCUCUUCCGAUGAGUGGCUUUGGUAAACAGAAACAUCUGGUGGAGUGCGGCGGCGAGGUUUAUAUGGUAGAUCGAUUAGAUGAUUUCAGUGACAGUGAUGAUGAUGGUGGUGGAGGUUAUAAUUAUGAUGAUGAUGAGAUUGAUGGUGGUGGUGGAGGUUAUAAUUAUGAUUAUGAUGAUGAUGAUGAUGAUGAGAGCGAUAGCAGUGAGAGCGAUGAAGAUGAAGAUGAAGAAGAUGAAGAAGAAGCUAAUUUCAAAGUGUAUAGAGUGGAUUUGAAUGGAGAAUACUGUAGUAGAGAAUUGGAGGAGGUGAAGAAUUUGGGGAAUGAUGCGAUUGUUUUGGGGAAUAAGAGGGAAGGUAGUUUCUCAAUUUCGGGUACAGAAUUUGAAGGAAUUGAAAGGAAUUGCAUAUAUUAUCCUCGAAGAAAAAUGAUGAUGAAGAAUGAAUUCUGAAAUGAUGAACAACAAACAAUGCUCCAUCGUCAUCAAUUUGAUUACUGCUUCUCUCAAUUACUGUGACUGUCGAAAGACCGACUAUGUCGAGCUCCCUCUUGCUAUGGGAAGAGCGCCUAUUCCAGUCCAGGAGAUCAUAGAGAGAAUAACCUCUUGGUCCAGCUACUAAUGAGUGCAGUGAACUACUCAUGAAAGAGAGAAGAUGGUGCUAUUCCCGCUACGUGGGAGUCGAGCGAGCUCAUACUCACUUCAUAGGCUUUGCUUUUGGUUUUUUGUUUUUUCCAUGAGUGACUCAAAAAUAGUGGUAGCUAGUGAUAAAAUAUUCUCGAAAUUUACAAUUUUUCUUUUCUAACUUGAAACAUGAAUGAUCAUGACAGAGUUCAUUAGAGUAUA
Messenger RNA from Cucumis sativus (cucumber), 1748 nucleotides. Its product is annotated as F-box protein SKIP23-like. The coding region runs from base 183 to 1355 and encodes 390 amino acids. The record is from RefSeq and is a predicted model, not a curated record. Gene Ontology annotation, molecular function: protein binding. The transcript is spliced from 2 exons. NCBI's taxonomy places the organism in Eukaryota, Viridiplantae, Streptophyta, Magnoliopsida, Cucurbitales, Cucurbitaceae.